CCUAUCAGUGCCACCUAUCAGUGCCGCCUAACAGUGCCAGUCAGUGCCACCUAUCAGUGCCAUCAGUGCCACCUAUUAGUGUCCAUCACUGCAGCCUCAUUAGCGCACAUCAGUGAAGGAGAAAAAUCACUUAUUUACAAAAUUUUAUAACAAAAACUAAGAAAACUUUUUUUUUUCAAAAUUUUCAGUGGUUUUUGGUUUGUUUAAGAAAAAAUAAAAAACCCAGAGAUGAUUAA
Staurois parvus is the source of this 236-nucleotide messenger RNA. The record is from the annotation of a GenBank genome assembly. Lineage: Eukaryota; Metazoa; Chordata; Amphibia; Anura; Ranidae.